AGGCCCCGCCUCGGCCCGCCUCUCCGUGCGCUCCCCGGGUCGCCGAGAUACCAAGCCGGUACCUUAGCCGUGUCUGAGAGGCGGAGGCUCCACGAGCCCUGAGCGCUCAGCUCGGCUCGGCCCGCACUCCCCGCCUCCGCCUCCUCGGACCGGCGGCGGUGGCGGGCGAGCUUGCGGGCCCGGCCGCCCCCCUAGCCCCCGCCCCGCCGGGCCCCGCCCCCCGCCGAGUGCAUGAGGUUGACGCUACUUUGUUGCACCUGGAGGGAAGAACGUAUGGGAGAGGAAGGAAGCGAGUUGCCCGUGUGUGCAAGCUGUGGCCAGAGGAUUUAUGAUGGCCAAUACCUCCAGGCCCUGAGUGCUGACUGGCAUGCAGACUGCUUCAGGUGUUGUGAAUGCAGUGCCUCCCUGUCACACCAGUACUACGAGAAGGACGGACAGCUCUUCUGCAAGAAGGACUACUGGGCCCGCUAUGGCGAGUCGUGCCACGGGUGCUCAGAGCACAUCACCAAGGGGUUGGUCAUGGUGGCCGGGGAGCUGAAGUACCAUCCCGAGUGCUUCAUCUGCCUCACGUGUGGGACCUUCAUCGGAGACGGGGACACCUACACGCUGGUGGAGCAUUCCAAACUGUACUGCGGGCACUGCUACUACCAGACUGUGGUGACCCCCGUCAUUGAGCAGAUCCUGCCUGACUCCCCUGGCUCCCACCUGCCCCACACGGUCACGCUGGUGUCCAUCCCCGCCUCUGCCCAUGGCAAACGAGGCCUCUCCGUCUCCAUCGACCCCCCCCAUGGCCCACCCGGCUGCGGCACAGAGCACUCCCACACUGUCCGCGUCCAGGGAGUGGACCCAGGCUGCAUGAGCCCAGAUGUGAAGAACUCCAUCCAUGUAGGAGACCGGAUCCUGGAAAUCAAUGGCACGCCCAUCCGAAACGUGCCCCUGGAUGAGAUUGACCUGCUCAUCCAGGAAACCAGCCGCCUGCUCCAGCUAACUCUUGAGCAUGACCCCCAUGACACGCUGAACAACGGGCCGGGGUCCGAACCCAGCCCCCUAGUCUCCCCUGUGCACACUUCCAGCGGGGAGGCUGGCAGCUCUGGCCAGCAGAGACCUGUCCUGAGGAGCUGCAGCAUUGACACGUCCCCGGGUGCCGGCUCGCUGGCCUCACCAGCCUCCCAGCGCAAGGACUUGGGUCGCUCUGAGUCCCUUCGCGUGGUCUGCCGUCCACACCGUAUCUUCCGGCCCUCGGACCUCAUCCAUGGGGAGGUGCUGGGCAAGGGCUGCUUCGGCCAGGCCAUUAAGGUGACACACCGGGAGACGGGCGAGGUGAUGGUGAUGAAGGAGCUGAUCCGAUUUGAUGAGGAGACCCAGAGGACCUUCCUCAAGGAGGUGAAGGUCAUGCGCUGCCUGGAGCACCCCAACGUGCUCAAGUUCAUCGGGGUGCUGUACAAGGACAAGAGGCUGAACUUCAUCACUGAGUACAUCAAGGGGGGCACUCUGCGGGGCAUCAUCAAGAGCAUGGACAGCCAGUACCCCUGGAGCCAGAGGGUGAGCUUCGCAAAGGACAUCGCCUCAGGAAUGGCCUACCUUCACUCCAUGAAUGUCAUCCACCGGGACCUCAACUCGCACAAUUGCCUGGUCCGCGAGAACAAGAACGUGGUGGUGGCCGACUUUGGGCUGGCCCGUCUCAUGGUGGAUGAGAAGACCCAGCCAGAGGACCUGCAGAGCCUCAAGAAGCCGGACCGCAGGAAGCGCUACACCGUGGUGGGCAACCCAUACUGGAUGGCACCUGAGAUGAUCAACGGCCGCAGCUAUGAUGAGAAGGUGGAUGUGUUUUCCUUUGGAAUUGUCCUGUGUGAGAUCAUCGGACGGGUAAAUGCAGACCCCGACUACCUGCCCCGUACCAUGGACUUUGGCCUCAAUGUGCGAGGCUUCCUGGACCGCUACUGCCCUCCAAACUGCCCCCCAAGCUUCUUCCCCAUCACUGUGCGCUGUUGCGAUUUGGACCCUGAGAAGAGGCCAUCCUUUGUGAAGCUGGAGCAGUGGUUGGAGGGCCUGCACAUGCACUUGGCCGGUCACCUCCCCCUGGGCCCGCAGCUGGAGCAACUGGACAGGGGCUUCUGGGAGACCUACAGGCGUGGCGAGAGUGGACUGCCUGCCCACCCCGAGGUCCCUGACUGACCUGGCCCACCCAGCUGCCCCUGUCCCCACCUCUGGAGAAUCCACCCUCACCAGAUCCAUCUCCAGUUGGUGGCCAGACAUGGAGCUCUCAGCCAGGGCAGCAGUGCCUGGACCCCUCCCUAGAGCCAGGCCCUGCCUUGCCUUCUGCCCCCGCGGAACACACCCUGUCCUCCCUCUGCCUCUGGCCCCGGAGCUGCCAGGCUGCACUCACCGUCACGUCGCCCUGCCUUACCUCUGUCUCAGUGGGGUCACCCUCACUCCUCCACGCAUGAGCUGGAUGCAGGGUGAGCUGUGCCCCUGCACGUGCCGUCCCAGCCGUCUGCACGCUAUACCCGCCCUCAGCUCCCUGGAGGAGGGCUGGGCUGGGAGGCAGCCUCCCAGGUGUGCCCUGUGGUGGCUGGGCACCCAGGCCCUGUGUACAGGAGAGACCCUGGCCCCGGGGACUGUCUAGGUGACAGCCAGUAAAGAUCCAAACCUCAGAGCAGAGAGGCUGAGCCUGGAGGUGCUGGCCAGGCAGUGGUCUUCCCUCUUGCCUUGGAUCUCCUUUGUUCCUUUGUCAAAGCCACUUUAAUGGGAAGCAGGUACCAGGCCUCAGGGUGGAGAGAGGUCCCAGGAGGAAGAGGGAGCCCCGGGCCAGUGGAGGAGGCUGUGCAGCAUGGGUGAGGCAGGUGUCCAGCACAGCACAGCCCUGUUCGUGAAGUUCACCUCUGUCCCCUCCCUGGCCUCUCCCAGCGACUGGAGCAACCCCGCCCCUCUUCUCAUACCCCUCUGUCCUCUGGGUUCUUUCUGUGUAAUCUAUUUUUUAAGAAGAGUUUGUAUUAUUUUUUCACACAGCUGUAGCAGCAGCUGCUGGAAGC
Molecule: messenger RNA, 3032 nt
Organism: Castor canadensis (American beaver)
Lineage: Eukaryota; Metazoa; Chordata; Mammalia; Rodentia; Castoridae
Gene: Limk1
Product: LIM domain kinase 1
Biological process (GO): positive regulation of stress fiber assembly; protein phosphorylation; actin cytoskeleton organization
Cellular component (GO): neuron projection; cytoplasm; nucleus
Molecular function (GO): ATP binding; protein binding; protein serine/threonine kinase activity
Source: RefSeq, a predicted model, not a curated record